ACCUCCAAUACCUUUGCAACUAUACCAACACUCAUCAUGGACCCAUACUCGCCAGAAGGAGAGCUCAUAAACAUCCACUCGGCCUUCCACGCCGGCGCAUUCCAACAAGUCCUAGACUUCGACACCUCUUCCUUCUCCUCAAGUAACGCCUUGCCCGUCCGCGUCCUGCAAUUGCGCUCCAAGAUCGCCCUCGGCCAAGCAAAAGACGUCUCCUCGGAGCUCGCCAGCGAAAAGACGCCAGACCUGAUCGCAGUAAAGCUGCUCGCAGACCAAGAACAGGGCAAAGAUGUGCUAUCGCAGGCGAAGAAGCUGGCAGAGCAGCAUGGCCAGGAGAACUUGAACGUGCAGCUGCUCGGGGGCAUGGUGCUGGAGAAGGCGGGGGAGACGGAGGAGGCGUUGGCGCUGUUGAGCAAACACCAGGGCAGCUUGGAUGCCGUAGCGCUCAUCGUACAAAUCCACCUCCAGCAAAACCGCGCAGAUCUCGCUUCCAAAGAGGCCCAACGCGCGCGCAAAUGGGCCCAGGACAGCUUGCUCGUCAACAUUGCCGAGUCGUGGGUUGGCAUGCGCGAGGGCGGCGAGAAAUACCAAUCCGCAUUCUACGUCUUCGAAGAACUCGCGCAAACCUCGCAAUCCCAAUCCCCACACUCGCUCGUCGCACAAGCCGUCUCCGAACUGCAUCUUGGCAGGUUGCCCGAAGCCGAGGCUGCGCUGCAACAAGCCAUUAGCAUCGACCCGAAGAGCGCCGACACGAUUGCGAAUUUAGUCGUGCUAAAUACGCUACUGGGCAAGACCAAGGAGACGGCCGAGCUAAAGGAGCAGUUGCAGCAGGUGGAUGGCGAGCAUAGGGCGCUGAAGGACUGGAAGGAGAAGAAGGGCGAGUUUGAGAAGGCCGCGGCCAAGUAUUCACCGAAGUUUGAGGUGGCUACGUAAAGAUGUGGAUGUGGAUUUGGUGUGAAGCAUUCAGGACGAGAGGCUUUGGCUUACCGUAUAUCACAAAUGAACAGUAGAAGACAUAUCAAGAUGCAUGAAUCAACGAUCGCAGCUACACAGAA
Molecule: messenger RNA, 1052 nt
Organism: Parastagonospora nodorum SN15
Lineage: Eukaryota; Fungi; Ascomycota; Dothideomycetes; Pleosporales; Phaeosphaeriaceae
Exons: 4
Coding region: 37-930 (297 amino acids)
Biological process (GO): endoplasmic reticulum to Golgi vesicle-mediated transport; retrograde vesicle-mediated transport, Golgi to endoplasmic reticulum; intra-Golgi vesicle-mediated transport
Cellular component (GO): COPI vesicle coat
Molecular function (GO): structural molecule activity; protein binding
Source: RefSeq, a predicted model, not a curated record